UGUUUAGAUAAUUACUUCAGGUUCAAAUUUUUAGGAAAAUCUCCACAGAACAUUGUGACCUGCCUAGGGACCCUAAUUGUUACUAGACCUCUAUACAACAGUAAAUACAGAAAACUUCGCCGGCCGUAGUUUUACGCACUUCCUACCGAGCACUCUAUUCCCCCAGUGUUUUCAGUGUUAUUUUCCGAAUUGCGCAUCAACUAAAUCUUGAACAUAUUCGUCCAAUAACAAAGUGUUAAUAAUCAGAACCUCCUACAAAUACUGAUGGGCUUCCAUGGCCAUGUGAGUUGUCACACUUGACAAACGAAAAAUCGGCAUUUCGUUCACCCCCUUUGGAGUUCAUAAACAAAAUUACUAAAUUUUUUAUCGAUUAUGGAAUUAAUGCGCAUAUUUUUAAAUCGUAAAUUAAAACGUAGUCUACUAGAUGUUACGAAUAAAGUGUUGAGUAUUCAGAGUGCGAAAUACAUAAGAUUGGCAGAAGUUGGAAAAUUAGAGACUCCGAAAUUGCAAGGGAAAUAUGAGACCGGACAGCUAAUACUCCAUCGUGUGUUUGGGUAUCGUGGGGUUAUUCUGUUUCCAUGGCUUGCAAGGGUCUACGACAGGGAUCUACCCAACAGGAAAGAUGGAGACGAUGAGAAUAAUUACAACAGUGUUGGAAAGGAGGUAAAGGGGCGAACACACACAUUUUAUCAGGUUUUGAUUGAUCAGAGGGAUUGUCCAUUUAUUAGAGCUCAGACCGAGGCAGUGACUUUUCUAGGGAACAAUGAAAGCAGCAGAAGCCUAUAUGCAAUACCAGGUCUAGAUUACGUAGCCCAUGAAGAUAUAUUGCCCUAUUCAACAAAUGAUAAGACCGCUCUUCAGCAUGAAUUAUUCGAUAAAUUUUUGACCUUUCAUCCCGGGAGAGAACCACCUUUUGUGGCGCAGGAAACGCUCAGAGCAUGGCAGGAGAAGAAUCAUCCCUGGUUGGAGCUGUCAGACGUUCACAAGGAGACGACAGAUAGCAUUAGGGUCACUGUCAUCCCCUUCUACAUGGGGUGCAGGGAGACACAAACUACAUCAGUUUACUGGUGGCGCUACUGCAUUCGCCUUGAAAAUCUCGGCCCCCUCAGUGUACAACUUCGAGAAAGACAUUGGCGGAUAUUCAGUCUGUCUGGUACCUUGGAGACAGUCCGGGGUAGAGGUGUCGUGGGUCAGGAACCAGUUCUUUCAAAAACCCUCCCAGCCUUUCAAUACAGCAGUCACGUCAGUCUUCAAGCCCCCAGUGGUCACAUGUGGGGAACUUUCAGGAUGGAAAGGGAAGAUGGCUACACAUUCGACUGCAGAAUCCCUCCGUUUUCCCUUGAAUCCAAAGUGGAAGAACCCACGACGCCUAAUGCUGAGUCUUAACUACCCGACCCGAAGUCAAAGAAAUCGAUGAACGGAAAAACAAUUUAUGUUAAAUCUCAUGUGACGCAAUCCCUGUGCCUGUAAAUAAAAAUAUUUAUCAUUAAAAUAAUAUUGUUACUGUGUAGCCAUUUAGUACUGAAUGAAUAAACUAGUGAUAUUGAUUACGUUUGAGUUGUUAAUACUGGCAAAUGUUGAUUAAUAAAUACAAUUAAAUGUUAAGGUAUUUACGGAGUGGUGAGCGAAAAUUGGAAGAAACUGUACCACGAAGUUAUUCGACAAGAGCCUUCAUCAUUUCGUUAGACGUUGGUGUUGUCUUUACCUUUAAAUAGAAAGCAACGACUUUUGACAAGAGAAUCAACUAUAGCCAAAUUAAAUAGUCCUGUCCUCCCCCCCCCCCCUCGCCAUUCGCCUUCAUGUCUCCCACCUCUUAAAUCAAGGACAUGGACUCAUCAGUUCCCUUUUAGAUCGGAAUUGUAGAAGUUUACGAAGUUCCAUAUUUUCGUUACCCUUCAGAGUCACUGACUGGCUUCUAAAUGACUCAGGAAGAAAAAAAUACAUGACUAUUAAAA
Molecule: messenger RNA, 1955 nt
Organism: Diachasmimorpha longicaudata
Lineage: Eukaryota; Metazoa; Arthropoda; Insecta; Hymenoptera; Braconidae
Gene: POLDIP2
Product: polymerase delta-interacting protein 2
Exons: 7
Coding region: 373-1386 (337 amino acids)
Biological process (GO): error-free translesion synthesis
Cellular component (GO): mitochondrial nucleoid; nucleus
Molecular function (GO): DNA binding
Source: RefSeq, a predicted model, not a curated record